Messenger RNA from Pteronotus mesoamericanus, 1260 nucleotides. It is a transcript of the gene C2CD4B, whose product is annotated as C2 calcium dependent domain containing 4B. NCBI's taxonomy places the organism in Eukaryota, Metazoa, Chordata, Mammalia, Chiroptera, Mormoopidae. The record is from RefSeq and is a predicted model, not a curated record.
CCUGGCGCUUCAGCCAUUACCUGGAGGCAACGGGCACUGAACUUGCAAUUCUUGACCCACAGUGACCGAGGAAGAGCAAAAGGAGCUGUUCUUCCCGCCACUCACAGCCACUGACUGCUGAGGAUGCGGCUCCUAGGAAAACUCCGCGCCUCCGCCGCGGGCAGCGCAGCUAUAGAGCCGGCCUUCUCCAACGUGCUCACCCCCGGCCGCAUCCCGGAGUUCUGCAUCCCGCCGCGGCUGCCCGUGCCCUGCGCGCCCGAUUCCCCGCCCCCGGCCGCGGCUGUGCCCCGGCGGUGUGCGGCUGAGCCCGACCUGUGGCCCCGAGUAAUCGACGACGGCGCAGGGCGCACGGACUGGGACCCACGCUCGCAGGCCGCGCUCUCGCUGCCUCACCUGCCCCGCGGGCGCACCGCCUACGGCUUCUGCGCGUUGCUGGAGAGCCCGCACACCCGCCGCAAGGAGUCGCUCUUCCUCGGGGACUCCAGGGCCGCCUCGCUCAUGCAGCGGCCAGCCGCCCGGCCCGCGCUCCGCCCGCGCGCCCACACCUUUGGCGGCUGCGGAGGAGAAGACGCCCCGCUCGGUCCCUCUUCCGGAGCCCCCGCCUCCGCAGACUCUGAAGACCCCAACCCGCCCCGGAACACACUCGCUCCGCGUCCCCGCGGCCACCGCCUCCUGCGCGCCUCCGAGGGACUUCUGAACCGCGCGCUGAGGGCCCGGAGGAGUCGCGGCCUGGCGCGCGCCCGCUCUGUGUCCAGCGGGGACGAGGACGAGGAGCGCGGCACCAGCUCGGGGUCGCCGGCCCAGACCUUCUCCACGUCCCCUCUGUCGUCUUCCGGCCCGCGGCUCGAUCGCCUGGAAGCCGAAGGCACCGUGACUCUGGGUUGCGCCAGCGGCGCCCUGCGUCCGGCCACCGAGUACAGACCGGCCAACGGACGCCUCCGCCUCCGGCUCGCCGGCGGCUGCCUCGUCAGCCUGGGCCUGCAGCCGCCCGGCAAGACGCGCCAGCGGCGCAGCGCCGUGAUGCGCCGGAGUCGCAAGGCCGUCUUCGACCAGGACGUUUGCUUCGACGGACUCUCGGAGGACGAAGUGCGCCUCCAGGCCGUGCGCGUCAAGGCUGAGAACUAGGGCCGCGGCCAGGCGGGCCGCCUGGGUGGCGAGGACGAGCUGCUGCUGGGCUCCCUCCUGUUGUCCUGUGGGCGCCCAGGCCUCAGGUCCUACCCGCGUGGUGCUUUCCGCCCGCUCGUGACUCUUGGACACUGA